AAAUGAAAGAAUGAAAGGAAUGAAGAGCUUUUCUGGGCAAGAUGGUGGCAGGCAAAGUUGCAAUGGCUAUGGGGCAGCCGCAUCUUUCUCGCCAGGGUCUGGCCAACUUGGAUGUUACCAAGUUGACUCCUCUCUCUCACAAAGUUAUCAGCAGACAAGCCACAAUUAACAUAGGUACAAUUGGUCAUGUUGCUCAUGGAAAAUCUACAGUUGUAAAAGCUAUUUCUGGAGUUCACACUGUCAGGUUCAAAAAUGAACUGGAAAGAAAUACUACAAUCAAGCUUGGAUAUGUGAAUGCCAAGAUUUAUAAACUUAAUGAUGCAAGUUCUCCUCGGCCAGAAUGCUACAGAUCCUGUGGAAGCAGUACACCUGAUGAAUUUCCUUCAGACAUUCCAGGGACCAGAGGGAACUUUAGACUUGUCAGACAUGUUUCCUUUGUUGACUGUCCUGGCCAUGAUAUUUUGAUGGCUAUGAUGCUGAAUGGUGCAACAGUGAUGGAUGCAGCUCUUUGGUUGAUAGCUGGUAAUGAAUCUUGUCCUCAACCUCAGACUUCUGAACACCUGGCUGCCAUAGAAAUUAUGAAGCUGAAACAUAUUUUGAUUCUACAGAAUAAAAUUGAUUUGGUAAAAGAAAGUCAGGCUAAAGAACAGUAUGAACAGAUCCUUGCAUUUGUACAAGGUACAGUAGAAGAAGCAGCUCCCAUUAUUCCAAUUUCUGUACAGCUGAAAUAUAAUAUUGAAGUUGUCUGUGAGUAUAUUGCAAAGAAAAUUCCAGUACCUCUAAGAGACUUUACGUCAGAACCCCAACUUAUUGUUAUUAGGUACUUUGCUGUCAACAAACCUGGCUGUGAGGUUGAUGACCUUAAAGGUGGUAGGGCUGGUGGUAGUAUUUUAAAAGGUUUAAAGGUGGGCCAGGAGAUAGAAGUCAGACCUGAUAUUGUUUCCAAAGAUAGUGAAGGAAAACUCAUGUGUAAACCAAUCUUUUCCAAAAUUGUAUCACUUUUUGCAGAACAUAAUGAUCUUCAGUAUGCUGCUCCACGGGGUCUUAUUGGAGUUGGAACAAAAAGUGACCCCACUUUGUGCCGGGCUGAUAGGAUGGUGGGGCAGGUACUUGGUGCAGUUGGAGCUUUACCAGAGAUCUUCACAGAAUUGGAAAUUUCCUAUUUCCUACUUAGACGGCUCCUUGGUGUACGGACAGAGGAAGACAAAAAAGCAGCAAAGGUGCAAAAGCUGUCUAAGAAUGAAGUGCUUAUGGUGAACACAGGAUCCUUGUCAACAGAAGGAAGAGUGAGUGCAGUUAAGGCUGACUUGGGUAAAACGGUUCUCACUAAUCCUGAAUGCACGGAAGUAGGAGAAAAAAUUGCCCUCAGCCAAAGAGUUGAGAAACACUGGUGUUUAAUUGGUUGGGGUCAGAUAAGAAGAGGAGUAACCAUCAAGGCAACAGUAGCUGAUGACUGAAGAAUACCAGUUAGUAACACAUUUGGAUAAAGUCCACAUUUCUCUUAAUAAAGUGAGGGUGUAAUAUUUCAUAGCUCAUUGUCUUAACAGAAACUACAAGGUUAUUCUCAUUUUUUGGUGAUGAAAAUUUUACCUCUAUUACUAAAAUAAAUAAUGGGGUCUACAAUAACUGUCAAAAUCAGCAUAUUGAUGGAUUUAAACCACAUUUUAGCAGAAACUGAUCAUUGCUAAACAGUGUCAAAUUUGUGCAUCAGUUCAGGUUUGAAAUGAAAGUGCUGUUACAACCACCUUUGCUGUAGUACACCUAGCACUGAACCUGUUUGAAAUAAAAUUUUUCUUCUUAAAAAAAAA
Messenger RNA from Equus caballus (horse), 1808 nucleotides. Its product is annotated as eukaryotic translation initiation factor 2 subunit 3, Y-linked-like. The record is from RefSeq and is a predicted model, not a curated record. Gene Ontology annotation, molecular function: tRNA binding; translation initiation factor activity; GTP binding. NCBI's taxonomy places the organism in Eukaryota, Metazoa, Chordata, Mammalia, Perissodactyla, Equidae. Gene Ontology annotation, cellular component: cytosol; eukaryotic translation initiation factor 2 complex. Gene Ontology annotation, biological process: formation of translation preinitiation complex.